This is a messenger RNA of Callorhinchus milii (elephant shark), 976 nucleotides long. It is a transcript of the gene gramd2aa, whose product is annotated as GRAM domain containing 2Aa. Gene Ontology annotation, cellular component: organelle membrane contact site; extrinsic component of cytoplasmic side of plasma membrane; endoplasmic reticulum membrane. Lineage: Eukaryota; Metazoa; Chordata; Chondrichthyes; Chimaeriformes; Callorhinchidae. Gene Ontology annotation, molecular function: phosphatidylinositol-4,5-bisphosphate binding. Gene Ontology annotation, biological process: regulation of store-operated calcium entry. The record is from RefSeq and is a predicted model, not a curated record.
ACAAUAAAAAAAUACAAUGCACAGUUUCACAAAGUCUUCAAGAACAUUCAGGAAGAGGAGACACUGAGGAAAGUUUACUCUUGUGCUCUGCAGAGAGAUAUCCUGCUCCAGGGCCGCCUCUACAUCUCCAGCAACUGGCUGUGCUUCCACGCCAGACUCUUUGGAAAAGACAUCAAGGUCACAAUCGCAGUGUCCUCGAUCAAGCUGGUAAAGAAGCACAGGACGGCUGGGCUGCUGCCUAAUGGGCUUGCCAUCAGGACCAACAUGGAUGAGAAGCACAUCUUUGUGUCUUUCCUCUCCAGAGAUAGUGUGUACGAUGUGCUGAAGCUAGUUUGCUCUCAUUUGCAGGCGAACAGUAAGAAGUCUCUGAGUGCGAGUCUGUGUACGGACACGUGUGAUUCUUCACCUCUGGAGAAAUGUCUGUUACAAAUAACCAUUCAGAGGAAGUUGUCCAAUGGCUCCACCUCCUCGUUGCUGGACACCGAAUGUGCCUCUGUCCUGCGCUCCUCCAGCAGCAGCCUGAGCGGCCCCGAGCCCGACCCCCCCCGACCACACCGGCUCAGCCUCAACACCACCGAAACAGUCAACGAGAACAAAUUUGAACCGGAAUAUAGUGAGGGGAUUGGCAGCGUUCAACACGGUAUCCUCAGGAUAUUGUUCACAAUAAUCGUUCUGCUGUUGUUGUCAUCCAUUUACAUGAUGUUCAGAGUGUUGUCGUUGGAGCAGCAGCUCGCAGCCCUGCAAUCAUCUCCACACCCGGCGCUGGCACCCAGACCCAGAUAGAAGAACAUCCUGAAGACUCCAUUGGGGCCGCGGUGCUGGUCAGAGCGGCUGGAAUGGAACAAGCGAAAGCCAACAUCACUGCCCCCUCCCCCACCGGAGCCUGUCUGCAGGAGCGAGGGAACCCACUGCCAAGUGACGGCAUGUGUGGGAACUCUCUCUCUGUCUCCCUCUCUGUCUGUGUCUCUCUCCCUCU